Molecule: messenger RNA, 1177 nt
Organism: Carcharodon carcharias (great white shark)
Lineage: Eukaryota; Metazoa; Chordata; Chondrichthyes; Lamniformes; Lamnidae
Product: sulfotransferase 1C2-like
Exons: 8
Coding region: 221-1132 (303 amino acids)
Biological process (GO): sulfation
Cellular component (GO): cytoplasm
Molecular function (GO): sulfotransferase activity
Source: RefSeq, a predicted model, not a curated record
GACGGUGGUGACCAUGUUGCUGUCCAGCAAUGCUCAGUAUUCCCCCCACUGCCCCCUCCCUGUGGAUCACUUCGAUGUGUACGCAGUCAAACUGGCUCAGCAAGUCAUGUGUAUGCUUCCAGCUAUUUCCUGAUACUUAAGCCCAAAGUUCACAGUUGUCUCCCAAAUCCCUGUUUAACUUUACCACGGGCUGAGAUUCAACAAGUUUCAGGCCCUGGAGAUGGAUCCUAUUCAGCACCCGGAUUUGCCGGACUCCCCUUUCACAAGGGCCCCGUUUGAAGUUGUGGACAAUGUCGCCCUCCCCAGAUGGUCUGCUGAUAUCUGGGAGAUGGUGGAAAAGUUCCAGGCUAAACCAGAUGACCUGCUCAUUGUCACCUAUCCCAAAGCAGGAACCACAUGGAUUCAGGAGAUUGUGGAUCAGGUUAAUUGGAGUGGUGAUGUGGAGAGCUGCAAACGUGCACCCAUCUAUGAUCGGAUUCCCUUCCUCGAGUACUUUGUGGGGCCAACUAUGCCUACUGGAAUUGAACUAAUUGAGAAGAUGCCAUCUCCGAGGAUGAUUAAAACCCACCUUCCCUUCCAGCUCAUUCCCAAAUCCUUCUGGGAGCAGGACUGUAAGGCCCUAGUAGUCGCUCGCAAUGCCAAGGAUUGUCUCGUCUCAUAUUAUCACUUCCACCGGAUGUGUCUAAUUCUACCCGAGCCUGGAACUUGGCAGGAAUUCUUCCAAAAAUUCAUGGACGGACAAGUGUGCUGGGGGUCCUGGUUUGACCAUGUGAAGGGAUGGUGGGAAGCGAUGAGUCAUCACCGAGUUCUUUUCCUCUUCUAUGAGGAUAUAAAAGAGAACCCCAGACAGGAGAUCCUGAAAGUGGCCAAGUUCAUGGGGAAAGUUCUGGAAGAGGAAGUCAUUGAGAAGAUCGCCCAGCUUUCCUCCUUUAAUGUCAUGAAGGACAAUCCGAUGGCCAACUACACAACUCUCCCGGUGGAAAUCAUGAAUCAGAACAUCUCCAGAUUCAUGCGAAAGGGUCAAGUUGGAGACUGGAAGAAUCACUUCACUGUAGCACAGAAUGCAGAAUUCGAUGAGCAGUAUGAGAGACAGAUGGCAAACUGCUCAGUGAAGUUUCGCAAUGCCUUGUAAAGGCUGUCAGCAAUAAAGCAAUAAAAUUCCUCCAAUCAUCAAAAA